Messenger RNA from Cavia porcellus (domestic guinea pig), 991 nucleotides. Its product is annotated as myosin regulatory light chain 12B. Gene Ontology annotation, molecular function: calcium ion binding. Gene Ontology annotation, cellular component: cytoplasm. Gene Ontology annotation, biological process: platelet aggregation. Lineage: Eukaryota; Metazoa; Chordata; Mammalia; Rodentia; Caviidae. The transcript has 4 exons. The record is from RefSeq and is a predicted model, not a curated record. The coding region runs from base 182 to 700 and encodes 172 amino acids.
CAGUUGGACUCGCCCGCCUUCCGGCGCGACUUCUGCCCCGCCUCUCCUGGCAGGAAGUGCGGGCGCCAGGACCGUCCGGUCGAAGCCUCAGUCUCUCUGUUGUUGCUGUUGCUCUUUGCCGCGCGCAGGGCGAUCCUGUUUCUCGUGUCCGGAGCCGGAACUCCAGAACUCAGCUGCCACCAUGUCGAGCAAAAAAGCGAAGACCAAGACCACCAAGAAGCGCCCCCAGCGUGCCACCUCCAAUGUGUUUGCCAUGUUCGACCAGUCGCAGAUUCAGGAGUUUAAGGAGGCCUUCAACAUGAUUGACCAGAACAGGGACGGCUUCAUCGACAAGGAGGACCUGCACGACAUGCUGGCCUCGCUGGGGAAGAACCCCACCGACGCCUACCUGGACGCCAUGAUGAAUGAGGCGCCGGGCCCCAUCAACUUCACCAUGUUCCUCACCAUGUUCGGGGAGAAGCUCAACGGCACAGACCCGGAGGACGUGAUCAGGAAUGCCUUCGCCUGCUUCGACGAGGAGGCCACAGGAACCAUCCAGGAGGACUACCUGCGUGAGCUGCUGACCACCAUGGGCGACCGCUUCACGGAUGAGGAGGUGGACGAGCUGUACAGAGAGGCCCCCAUCGACAAGAAGGGCAACUUCAACUACAUCGAGUUCACACGCAUCCUCAAACACGGGGCCAAGGACAAGGACGACUAGGACUGGUGUCCACCUCCCGCGCCUGUGCUUCCUGUCCUCCCUCCAGCCCACAACCCCCGGGCCUUUGCAUGCACCUAGUGUCACGGCUUUGCUCUUUGAUGUAUUUAUUCCAGACCUGCUGCCACUUAGCACUUGUAUAAUCAGACUGGAAGUUGGGCGAGGUUGUAAAUUGUACUGAAAAAGAUUGCGAAUAAAAAUCAGUAAAUGUGAAAGCCCAGGAAAAUGUAUCGGUAUUUCUGGUUUUGCUGGAUUUUUACAUUUUUAUAUAAUAAAGUGCUAUUUUGAAAUAAA